AUGCCAACGGACGAAUUAUGUUGUCUCAUUUUCGACUUCGUUGAUUUGAGGACUCACUUGUGUCUUGAACUAUUUACCCCCGCCCUCGCGUUGUCUAUCACUGAUCGCCGACAGGUUCACUCAGAGAUCUCACAACUAUUCCCCGGGAUAGUUACGGCGCUUCGACGCCCUCGUGCCCGUGCUGGUUGCUACUUUUGUAUCUCUGGCGGAUUCAGCUCAUCAGCAGUCAGCAGUCCUCUCCAGUCAAGGCCGGCCAGUCCUUCGCGUACAUCGGCGGGUGUCCAUUGA
Molecule: messenger RNA, 288 nt
Organism: Fibroporia radiculosa
Lineage: Eukaryota; Fungi; Basidiomycota; Agaricomycetes; Polyporales; Fibroporiaceae
Exons: 2
Coding region: 1-288 (95 amino acids)
Source: RefSeq, a predicted model, not a curated record